AUGGGCCAAAAUCAAACCAUUCGCUCUCAUGUCCAACGGCAAUACAAUGCUGUCAAAAAAUCGGACAAGAGAGAUUAUUUGGUGAUCGAGGAGGCUAAAAAGUUACAAUCGUUGGAUGAGUAUCCGAUUGAUUUUAAAAAGUUAGCAGUGUUAUUCAUGUUGGAUUUUGAUAAGAAUGGAAAAUUCAGUUUGGAUGAUUUGAUGAAAUUUACAGAUUGGUGUGGUACCGUAACGGAACAUUUAAAAACCGAUCAACAGAGUUUUAAAAGUGAAUUACAAGCACAGUGUACAUUACAUAUGUGGAAACAAAUUAACACAGCACGAAAUGGAAAGAAAGUAUUUGGAGAUUGGUUUGUUCGUGUUUUUUCAGUUGGACAUAUCGUGAAAUGUCCCAAAUAUCCAAAGACUCAUUGGGUGAGUAUUGACACAGCAAGCAUUAUCCAUGAAUUAUUGUCAAUCAAGGAGCUGUAUGGCAUUUCGUGCCAACAGUUCAUGAACUUGAUGCAAACGGUCGGAGAAGAAAAAGGCCUCAUGUCACUCGAUGAUGUAGAUUUGGAUGAUGUUAUUCCGACGGAUGUCAUUCAUGAUUUUGCUGUCUCGUUUAUUACUGGGUUUUUGAACAUGAUGAGUUCUCUUGGAUUCUCACCUGAAAAGUAUUUAACAACAGCAGUGGCUGUGAUGGAUUCCACAAAACCUGUUCUCGAGAGUACCAACAACAACAACGUAAUUUCCAAUUCCAAAACUCCUACAGAAGAAAUUUCUUCUACACUCGCAUCAUCAAUGAAUAACACUUCAGUUAACUCCUCGUCGAUGCCUCCUCUCAAAUUAGGUAUACCCAAACUGAAUAUUGGAAUCUCUCAAACAACGAUGCCUGUCGUCAACACCACAAAAGCUAGUGAGAAUGAUGACAGUUAUUCUAGUGAGGAUGACGACAGCGAAGAUUUGGAAUCUUCAUCUAACACAAAUAAUGUGUCACAGCCACCAGUUCCAUCAUUAUCCCUAAAGUUGCUGCCUAUUCCAGCUCUUUCUCUUCAAUCAAACCCAAGUGUUGUAAAUAAUGCAACAAGUCAGCAACAAAGCUCCUCCAAAUCGGAAUCAAACUCCUCUACUCUUCCAUUCACAAAAUUGGCCCUGCCCAAAAUCAAUGCAUCUCCCACAAUCGAACCUCCACAAGACCCAAAUAUCAUCAACAAAUCUCCUCCAAAUCUUAACAUUUCUACACCUUCCAACACAUUUACCACUCUAUCUCCCAAUGCCUCUGCUUUUCUUCUUAAUGAACAAAACAACUUGGAGAAAAUUGAAGAGUCAGGCCUCUCCGAUGAAGAACUCAGUGAAAGUGCAGAAAGUGAUAACAGUGACGAUGAUGAUAGCGACAUUGCUUCUCCUCGCAAAGCUCCCCAGGUUCAUCCUUUGUUGUUACAAGUUUCCAAUGUUUCUGCAGAAUCAAACAAGCCCAAAAUUCCUACUCUCUCCAUAAAGAAGGAGCCCUCUGCUUCCUCCGCUCAACCAUCAUCCGAUGAGGUUUCAGUGAAUGGAAUCUCCAUGAAAAAGCUCAAAUUCUAG
Naegleria fowleri is the source of this 1563-nucleotide messenger RNA. RefSeq lists its product as uncharacterized. The transcript has a single exon. Bases 1 to 1563 code for a protein of 520 amino acids. Lineage: Eukaryota; Heterolobosea; Eutetramitea; Acrasida; Naegleriidae. The record is from RefSeq and is a predicted model, not a curated record.